Molecule: messenger RNA, 7938 nt
Organism: Nothobranchius furzeri (turquoise killifish)
Lineage: Eukaryota; Metazoa; Chordata; Actinopteri; Cyprinodontiformes; Nothobranchiidae
Product: zinc finger protein 462
Molecular function (GO): RNA polymerase II cis-regulatory region sequence-specific DNA binding; DNA-binding transcription factor activity, RNA polymerase II-specific
Source: RefSeq, a predicted model, not a curated record
UGUUGUCCGUGACGAUUAUUGCUCCGGUGGAAACAACAUAAGUAGGUGGAAUGAAUAAUUAGUAGCACAUUUUGAAAAUGGAUUAUACUUUUAACAGUGUACAAAUAAGUACUUUUAAAAUAAUUUAAGUUGAAAGUUUGCACGGUUAAAAUCAUUAUUGUCCGCAUUCAUCUUUAUAUGUAGCUGUCUUGGUUUUUAAAUGAGACAAGAAUUAUGGCAUCAUUGUUUAAUGUGAGAGAAAGACAAUAAAAGUAUAAUUUUUAUGACAAUUUUAUGAGAAUAAAUAAUAAAUCAAUGUACAAGUUUAAACUGUGGGCGGCAGUAAAGACCUCACACGAGACGUUCAGGUUCAGAUGGAGAGGUGGAUCUUGAGGAGGAAGACAAUAGCUGUUGCACCGCGGGAAAGAUGGCGGAAACGUGAGGUUCGUCCGCGUUAUCAACAACAAAAGCCUUUCUAAACAUCACAGACUAGCGUCGUGUUUCUCAUUAUACAUGCUGUACAGCUGCCUCUUUAGCCAAAGCAAACGAAUAAGGAGUACAAGAUGCAAAGCGAUCAAGGGUCGAAGUCCCAUCAUUGUCCUAAAUGUUCACUCGUCUUCAAAUCUAAGGUCUAUCUUUUUGAUCAUCUCAACAAAGUGCAUUGUUUAAAUGUUGAUGCUGCCCUCACAAGUGCUGGCUUGAAAACCGCUGAUAUUCAAAAAGCCGCCGCUGACGAGAGCAGAUGUCCAGAAAAUAGUGUUUUCAAGUGUCAGCUCUGUGAUUUUGCAGCUUUUAAUCUGGACGUUUUAACCGAACACAAGAAACAAAACCAUGAAAACCCGACAGAGUCUGUAGUCAACCAUGAAACGGAGCCUCCAGAAUCCAAAAUAAUCAACACUUCAACAAACCAAUGCAACAGUGAAGCGGAGGAUGAACCCUGCAUUGAGACUGACCCAGUACUUAACUGCACAUCUAACUCGUCCAAGGAUCUCCGAAUGUACAAGAGGCCGCUGCAAACUGCCACAAAAGUAUCUUCUGGAUCACCUGAUUUAAAUGAGCACCCCUACGCAAAGGUAACUGAUAAUUCCAAAGGAACUAUAAUUUUGCAGGAAACGGCCUCGUCCAGCCUCAACCCCAUCUGGAGCGGUGUGUGUAAAGUCACUGCAAUGUCUGUGAUUGAUAUCUCCCAUGUCCAAGCUGAUCAUCAUCUGCAAGAAGAUCAACUUAAGCCUAAGGAACAAAACAAAGAAGUUCAUAAUCAAGGGGACAAGAGGGGAAAAGGACUACUAACCCCUGAUUACAACUUUGAAGGCCCUUCUGCUAAAAAAUUCAAAUCAAAAAAUCGGGAGACCGAACUUCCAGAAAGCAAACACGCUAAUCAGCAACCAUCAGGUGGCACCGAGUUUUCUUUUGAAGUCAGUGAUGACGAAAUGGAGAAGAGUUCUGUCCUUGUUAAGGAAAACCCACCAAACCCAAGAGUUUUCUUCUGCAAGCUCUGCGAUUACAGUGAUGGGAGCUUUAAAUGUAUAAUAUCCCAUUAUCAGAAUUACCAUCCUUAUGUAAGAUCCAACUCGUCCUUCAUUCACGACUCAAAUGAUCAAAGUGCAACCUUUCGUUGUCUCGAGUGUCCAGUUGAGUUUCCAAGUUCAGUUGAUCUCAAGUGGCACUACACCGAAAAGCAUCCAGAGGCUCCAGAUGUGUUUAACCUGCAGUUAAAUGAGCUCAGCUUGGCUUUUAAGUGUUUUUCAUGCUCAUUUACCACUAAUAGAUCAAAAGCUUUAGGAGAGCAUUACAAGGAAAAACAUCCAACAUGUGAAAUAGAUAAUUCUUUGUUGUUCUGUCAGUACUCGGUAAGCAAAUGCCAGGAGGAGUCACCCCAGGUUCAAACAUGUCAAAAAAUACCCAGUCCGGAAAAGUCCAGAGAGCUGUCUCCUGAGAGGGUCGUAACGCCUUGUAAGGAUGUGAAGGAUGAGCCUUCACCACAGCAACCCUCCCCCAUGCCAGCAGGGACACUGUAUAGAUGCAAGAAGUGUGAGUUCACGCAUAAGUCGUCUAUUGUUAUGCAUGUGCAUUACAAAAGAAAACACCCAAAUAAGAAAGUCACUUUAGAUGAAAUUAAACAGGCAAACCACAAAAAUUCCCUUGAAACAUCACCGAUGAUGCCUGAAAACGAGUCUUCGGAGAAGGCAAAUGACAAACCGGAGAAACCUCUGCAGAUGAAGAUUAAGUUACCGCCACUGGAGUCCAAACCCAGGGUUGCUAAGGAUCUCUCAGAGUCAUGUGCACCUAAGCAAACUGAGUCUGUGCAGGAUGAAACCCUGAAUAAGUCACCUAAACCUAACAGAAGAAUGACUUCUGAGUUGGACCAUUCAGUGCCAGGUUCAGCGGAGGAACUAUAUUACUGCAUGCACUGUGACUACACAAACACCCAGCUGAAAAGUGUUGUUGGGCAUCAUUGUUCUAAACAUUUACCGGCGUCUCGGCAAGACAUCAUAGAGUAUAGUGCUGAUGUUAGAAACAAACUGACGAGUACAAAUUCUGCUAAAGCCCGAAAGGGGACUAAAAAAAGCAAAAAGGUUAAAUCUCAGUAUGAAGAGGAGGAGGAUGUAGAUGCCUCGGGGCAAAAAUCUGAUGAUUAUAGAGAUGCAGAAACUUUGUUCUACUGCCAAAGGUGCAAUUUAGGCAAUCCAACCUUACAAGGAGUCCUCAAUCAUCAAAACCAAGUCCAUGAGACCUUAACUGUCAAAGCUGAAAUAAUCAUGAAGCACACAGCUUCAAUUCGUUCAAAUAUUAAAAGGUCAAAAUCCCGUGGAAAGUCUAAAUCUCCUACAUAUCUACCGCUUCCUAUUGUUAACAAAGGAGACGAAAAUAAGUAUUUCUGUAACUUAUGCAACUUUAGACAAGCAAAGCUGGUCCAGGUUUUACAACAUUACUCCAAAACACAUCAAGGCAGUGCCAAUAAGUCUGCUGUUGUCCAACAGUACACCAACAGAGUUCUCAAGUGGCUGCAGAAGUCCCUCUCGAAAGCAGCGGCAAAUCACGAGCUGCUGCAGAAAACUGAGAAUGGAAAGAACAAAGCCAACAAUUCCAUCAAGUCUUCUAGUUCAGUGCCACCAGCAGCAGCAGGACGCUCAGACACACACAGGAACCUGAAGUGCAACACUUGCUCGUUCAGUACUCCCUAUGUGUUUCUUUUGAGGGCACAUUUACGGAACACUCAUCAUUCAAAUCGACCGGUCAAAGACGUUUUGGCGUUCUGCUUUCGGCAAGGAGCGAUAAAAGAGGGCUACCACUGCGAGUGGUGCGUUUUCAGUCACAAAAAUGCAAAUAGAGUUUAUAAGCACUACCAGGAAUCGCACCCUCAACACACGUCAAGCCUCGAGUACAUUCAUGCUCGGUUAUAUGUUGGGCCCAAAAAAGAGCUACUGCAAAAGGAUACGCCCAAAGUAGAGUCGGCACAUCCUGGAGAUGGUGCAGAGGACCGUUCAGCGUCCAAAAGUUCAAAGCAAAUUGAAAGUGAGACAUAUUCAUGCACCAGAUGUUCUUUUAAAAGUAAAUCUAAGUCAGGUCUUUCACGGCAUACUAACGAAAUUCAUCCCGUACUUGCGAAAGACAGCCGAGAUUCCCCGAGUCGCAAGGAAGCAAGUGCAAGAAGUCAACUGGAAGAGCUCAGUGAAAUGCCCGGGGUGUUUGAGUCUUUCCAAGUGCCUCUUGAAGAAACAGAGGAACCAAUAACAUCUUCCACAGCGUCUGAUACCAAGCACAGUCCCACCACUCACUCUCCAGCAAACCGUGGAAAAUCGUUCGAUGCAAAAAAAGGGGGGGGGGACCCUGCAGACACCCAAUCACAGAUACACGUCUUCAAAUGUCGAUAUUGCAACUACUUCAAUACUCUUUCUCAGGGCAUCCUCACCCAUUGUUACAUGAAGCAUCCAUCCCUCACCUGCAAGACGGACAGCCUUCAUUUGAGUCCAGCUCGAAUACAUAAGUGCAGGAGAACGAAUGAAGCCGGUGAGAAUGUGAAAUUCAGCGGGUACAUGUGUAAAACCUGUCCUCAAAUCUUCGAAUCGAAGUACGGACUGAACAAGCACUGUGAGCGGGAGCACAACAAGACGGUCAGACCUGUUAGUAAAGUCAAAUCGGCCAUAACCCCAGCUAAGCCUUACAGCACGCACGAGUCCGUGUCCAAGGCCUCAUUCUUUAGUAAGCACAAGUACACCAAAGUCAAGUGCCAGCACUGUUCGGUCUUUUGCAACACAAAAACUGCUCUCCAUCGCCACAUGCAAAAGGAGCACCUGAAUACGUUCUCAAAGGACUGCCUGUUCAAGUGCAUGCUGUGUCACAAAACCUACUUUGUUAAAAAUAAACUCCGAAGCCAUUAUCUGAAGUUUCACGGAAAGCCUGCCUUGUUGAAGCAUUAUGUACCGGUGCACGAGCACCCGUCCAGCCAGCCAGAACCUCGGGACCGCCUGCAAGAGCAACUCAAGUCAACCGAAGGAAAACUGUUGAUCUACAAGUGUCCACGCUGCUCGUACAUUCAUGUAAGCCACCAUGGGAUCCUCACUCACUGCCAAAUGAAGCAUCCAACACAUGUAGCAAGAGGCCAUAAACUCGAAACGGGUGAAAUAUUGAUCUCCGAUAUUGUCAAGUGUUCCGAUGGAAAGGGAAAAUACCAAAGAGGUUACCAGUGUAAGGAAUGUCCUCAGAUUCAUCCCUCUAUGGCCAGCCUGAAAGCUCACCAAUGUAAACAUGGGAAGGUGGCGGCUUCGGAUGACUCGCUGGAAAACCCUCCAGCUUCAGAGUCUGAACCUGGACCCUUGAAAGACCAACCAGUGAGAGAAAGUACCGCAGAACCCGUCCCCAGUUUGAGCACGACGAAGAACAACGAAUGUUCGUACCAGUGCCAAGUCUGUACGUACAAGACGUCCACCCGACCGAAGCUGCGGGAUCACUACAAAUACACUCACAAGUUUAAUGCAGCGUCUGUGUACAAGCUGCUGGAAAAGUACAACAAACGCAAACGCAACUACCUGCUCGCCUACGCCGAGUACAAGAAGAGCAGAGACAUCAGAUGUAAGGUGUGUCCAGACCUGCUUUUUGAGUCAUGCCAGUUGCUCAUCGACCAUUAUAGUACUUUUCACAAGUUGAACAGCAAACUGGACUUCACAGUGCUGUCGCUUGGACUGAAGUAUAACACCACAGGGCUGUACAGGUGUGCAGAAUGUUUGAUACAGUUGAACGGCACCAAGAAACUCUGCUAUCACCUGGAUCGCCACAAAGAAAUGGUGACGACUAAGCGGAGAAAGGCUACACUUGCUGUCGGUACGUCGCUGGAUCCUAAACCCAGCGAGGUCCGCAGACGAGAUAAAGGGCCCACGUUUGAGCUGUCCAAGUGGAGCAGCGCACCAGCUGAGGCCAUCGUUCCACCGCCGAGUCCUCGGUCCCCUGACAAAAUCACCAUGGAGGAGUCUGAGGCAGAUAACCAACAUCCUUGUCAACGGUGUCACCGAGCAUUCAAGUCACUGAGAGCGCUGCAAACACACGAGCGCGGCCACGCAGCGCUAGCUGCCAUCCGGAAACGGGACCGAGUGUCAAAGCUGAAUCAGGACAUCAAAGAGUUCAUUCUGUACAAGUCCGGGACUUCCAAGCCUUUCCGCUGCAGCUGCUGUAUUUAUCGGACCAACAUCAUCAAUCUCAUGCGAAGUCACGUUCUGAAGAACCAUCAAGAUAUCAUUCAGAGGACCAAGGAAAAGGAGGAGAGCAGCAAUGAAGACGAGGAGCAGCCUCAGGGGGAGGAAAUGGAGCCUUCUGAGUCGUCUGAGAAGAGGAACUCACCUGAACCCGACGAAGACCCGGAGGAAACUGAAGAAUCGGAGUACUCGGAGCACGCCGAUGUGCAGCGGCAGCUGAACCACUACAGCCUCGUGGCGCAGAAGAACGAUAAAACCAACGGAAACGUUUUGAAGUCGCUCUUCCUUGAAAACUGCACUCUUUACUGUGAAAUCUGCACUUUCAACACAGAACAUCUGUCCAGCAUCCGACGGCACUACAUGAACCGGCACGGGAAAAAGCUGCUCAAGUGUAAAGACUGUGAAUUUGUCACUGGCUUACGGAAAACUCUGGAGCUGCACUCACAGAUGGGCCAUUCCACCUGCGAGUCCAAACCCACGCAUCAGCAGAUCAUCCGCUGUCCCUUCUGCCUCUACCACUCCAAGAACAAGAACAACAUGAUCGACCACAUCGUCCUGCACCGUGAGGAACGCGUUCUACCUGUUGAACUGAACCGUCCCAAACUCUCCCGUUACUUAAGGGGAACGGUCUUCCGCUGUCACAAAUGCACCUUCUCCAGCGGUAGUGCUGAAACCCUGCGUCUGCAUAUGCUGAAGCACGGCGGCGGCAUCCAGCCGUACCGGUGUCGGCUGUGCUACUUCGACUGCAGUCAGAUGGCUGAGCUGGAGGCACACCUGAGUGAUAAGCAUCAGGUCCUGAGGAACCAUCAGCUGGUGAGCCAGGUUGACGCUUGCAUCCCUAACGACAAGCAGGCAGAAAAUAAGGAGUCUGUUUCUGACCGUGAUGAAAUUCCUCAAAAUGACCUCAUGGCAGAGUACGGCGCUCGAGACACCAUGUUUCUGCCCAUCGAGGAAGCACACGUGAAGCAAGAGCGGGAGGAGGAGACUUCUGUAUCGGACGUUCAGCCUGAUGAUGCCCAGCCACAGAAGAAGCGCCAGCAGGACUCGCCAGCAGCAGACGUGCAUGUGGCUUUUGCUCUCUCUGCUGAAGGAGAAGGUAAAAGCAUGCACGAGCGCCUCGGCGGUCUAGAGGAGGAGGAGAAUCCAGCAAGACUUACAGGUCAACUGAAAGAGGAAGCAGAAGAAGCACAGGUCGAUGGGCUGGGCUUUCAAGAGCUUCAGCAAAAAGGGCAAAUCAGCGAGGCCACUUCAGAGGACGACGCAGAGCGUGGAGCCUUACCGCAGGAAGAAGAUGGCAGCAGGUCACACGGCUGGGAAGACCGGAAGCCGACCAUCAAAAUAGAAAAAGUAGAGACGGUGUGUGCUGAUCAAGACCUGAGGGAUGAGGAGGGCAGCGCCGCCUGCUCGCCGAACCCCACCACCAACUCUGUUUCAGCAAAUGUGAGCAGUGCACAGACAACUCCAGGGGGUUUGACGUCCGAGAGGCGUUCACUGACCCAUUCCACUCGCUACACACAGCAGAAGUUCGACUGGAAGAGCCAUGUGGGUGCUGGGUUGGAGAGCUGUGAACCAGAACCAAAGCAGACUCCAUCAGACUGGAAGGACACGAUAGAGCCUCGUGGAGAAGUGCCAGCACCUGAAACCGAGCGUCACGAGGAGCAGCAGCAGGAGGAGACGGAGCUCCUGGCGCAGAAGCAAGAUGCAAAGGAUGAGACUCGAUGCAAGGAGCAGGACAUUCCAAAUAUGUGUGAUGCAGACGAAGCUGCUGGAGUCCCGCGUGUCGACAAACCGUUCACGUGUCAUUUCUGUGGGCGAAACCUGCCUAACGCCGCUGAACUGAAGCGUCACGUCAAGCGUCACGGAUUGUAAUCCCGUUGUUGCUGUUUGGAUGUUGUCUUUAGCUAACGCCGCUACUGAACUGGCUUCCUUGUGGAUCUGAACCCUUUUGCUGAGGAGCUCCACUAAAUAAAACUUCAGAACAAAACGGAAGUCACAACAAAUGUUUAGACUUCGUUUAGUUUUUAUCACAGUUUUAAGAUUAGAGUUCAGCAGGAGUUAUUUUUAAAUCAAAAAUAUAAAGUAUUACUGUUAUUUCCACCAAUCCUGUGUUUUUAAUCCUUUCUGUAUUACACCCGCUUCACUUCCUGCUCUUUAUGUUGGUUGUGCUGCCUUCAGGCGCUUUUGGAUGUUUGACUUCUGUCGUCUCAUUUCAGAAAACUUGGUCUGCGUUUUUGUUUUGUGACACGAAUAAACAAACGUUUUUCACUCA